CAAGAGAUGUUCCUAGGCAAUGGCAUACGGCGCUAGCACCACCAUAGACCAACUGGGAGGUCUGAAUUCCAAGCAGAAAUUGAAACUGAAGCGAGUUCUUGGAUCUCCGUUUAAGUCCCCAGGAAUAAAAUUAACGGAAUCUUCUACAGUAACAAAAGACGAUACUUUGAAAAGUCCUACACCACCAACUCGAACUAAUACUAAUACUACUGAUUCGGAGACUUCAAGUAUACAUGAUGCUCGAGCAGUGCCGAAUAGUGUACCAAUGGAAACAUCUUCUAGUUUGAAUCAGACUCAGAGUCUGAAUCAUGCUCUGAGUAAUCAAAAGCAGAUUAUAACUUGUCCAAUUUGUAAUGAAGAAAUGGUAAGUCUUUAUCAAUUAAAUCAACAUAUAGAUGAUACUCAUUCCAGUGACUCAAAUACUUCUGCUGAAAUUAAGAGAAUCUCUCCAAAGAAAAAACUGAUAAAGAUGGAUUUAUUUGAUAAUAAUAAAGGUUUUAGUUUAAGUGAUGUAUCAGAAAGUUCAGUAACUCCACCACCACAAACUAUUUCUCGAAAUGGAAAUAAUAAUUCUCCAGCUCAUCAUAUUCAACAUCAUCAUUCUGGUCCCAAGAGUCGAAUAACUCGUUCUCAUUGGAAACAACAAUCUACAUUGACUACUUCAUCAAUAUGUUCAUUCCCUACAUGUAAUAAAACUCUUAAUAUUAAGAAUGGUAUAACUAAUUGUCGAAAAUGUGGAUUAUUAUUUUGUAAUGAACAUUCUGCUUAUAAAAUCAAAUUAAUAAUGCCUUUAGAUGGUGGAAAUUUACCUAUUUAUGAUAGUACUGGUGAAGGUACAUGGUGUAAAUCUUGUCAAACUUGUUAUUAUGAUAAACCAGACUUAAAACAAGGAACAGCUGCAUGGUCGAGAGAUUUAACUUCUCAAUUUAAACAAAAGAGACAAGAAAGUUCCGAUGAAAGUCUGUUGAAUAGAAAUAAGAUUCAAAAACGAUUCAUUAAAUUAACUAAUUAUCUUGCUGAAUCCAAUACAAAGAAAUCUACUCAAUCAUUUGUAUCUGCUGCAGUAGCUGAUUGGUGGAAAAAUGGUACUAGUAAUAGAGGAGGAGUUUCAAAUAUAGAUGAAGCUGAAAAAGAAAUUUCAGGACUUGAUAAUUGGCAAGAUGAUACUGGUAUAAGUAAUUGUUCCAUAUGUUUUGUUAAAUUUAGUCUUUUAUUAAGAAAGCAUCAUUGUCGAUUAUGUGGGAAAAUAGUAUGUGAUGAUCCAUAUGGAUAUCGGAAAAGUUGUUCUAUUGUUGUUCCACUUUCAAAUUUACUUCAAAGAUUACUGAAUUUGAAUUAUUCUAAAUAUGUUAAAUCUAAUUGGGAAACAACAUUAAAUGAUGAAAAUCUUAAAUUUCGAUGUUGUGUGGACUGUAAAAAUGCAUUAUUAUAUGAUUGGAAAUUAAAUCAUGUUAGUACUAAUUCUGAUGAAGAGUUAAUAUUUAAUACCUAUGAAUUAAAAUUAAUUCAAAAACAUCAGAUUGAAAUUCUUUUACAAAAAUAUGAACAAUUAGUUAGAGCUAAUAAUAAUGUGGAAGAAGAAAUUAAAGUUGGUAAUAAAUUAGUAAUUCAACUUAAAGAAUUUGAACAACUGACGAUUCAAUUCCGUGAUAAAUAUUUUAAUGUAGAAGAUGGGAAACUUAAUGUUAAAAUUGUUUAUGAGACUUAUAAAAGACUUAUUAUGAAUAUUCAUCAAACUUUUGUAAUAUUCCUUCAAGAUAGUAUUAUUCAAUAUAAACAAUUAAAUGAUAUCCAUCGUGAUCGAGAAGAAGCUAAAUUAAAAGAAGUUGAACAAAAGAAACAAGAACAAGUACCUAGUUUAUCUAAGAAACAAAUUCGUGAAUUACGAGAACAAUUAAUGGUAAUGAAUGAACAAAAAUUUAUGGUAGAAUCUUUGAUUCAAGAAUAUACAAAAGCUCGAAGAUUUGAUGAAUUACAAGCAUUAAUAGAGAAUAAGAAAGAACUUGCAGAAGUUAUAGAUAAGUUAGAACUUCAAUUAGGAGAAUUUGGAUUUUAGAAAUUAUUUAAAUUAUUUAAAUUAUUUAAAUUAAAUUAAUUA
Messenger RNA from Scheffersomyces amazonensis, 2098 nucleotides. It is a transcript of the gene PEP7, whose product is annotated as Pep7p. NCBI's taxonomy places the organism in Eukaryota, Fungi, Ascomycota, Pichiomycetes, Serinales, Debaryomycetaceae. Bases 20 to 2056 code for a protein of 678 amino acids. Gene Ontology annotation, molecular function: metal ion binding; DNA binding. Gene Ontology annotation, biological process: DNA repair. The transcript has a single exon. The record is from RefSeq and is a predicted model, not a curated record.